UACAUCCAUCCUACGCUAACAGAAGAGAAACAUAACAAAGUAGCCUUUGAACACAUGCCACACACGAGCAUUGUGUUCGACUGAAACAAAUUGCAAGCUUAUAUCUAAGAUGAAUUGUAUUCUUGCGAAUCUUUUUCUGGCUUGAAUAAUGAUGAAUGCACAUAACUAUCGCUAUCUUUCAUGAGCAUUGUCCUGCAUGUGAAGGUGAAGGUGCAUACUUUUCCUAGCCUUCUACUAGAAACUCACUAUUCCCGCCGCCAAAAGAUGUCUCAGCAGAGUGCACAUGGCAGGUGGACUGUUUCCAGUAGUGAUGAUGACGAUGAUGUACCUCCCCACUCAAGCAACAUCAAGACAGAAAGAGUGGAAACGUCUGAACAAGACACAAUAAAGACUGAACCUGUGACAAGGAAGAUUGCUUGUGUCUUCCAGUCAAACACAGACACGCCUGAUGUCAAAUCUGAACCGUCCUUGGCGGUGAAGAAGGAACCGAAACCCUCAGCCCUGGUCAUGGGCUCGGAGGCUCGGCAGACUGCUCAAGCCAACCAGCAGCAGCCGGUGAAGUACGAGAACAACAACCUCUCGCCUGCCGUCAAGAGGAAGAGGGAGACGGAGGAGGCUGGCUGGGCCUUGUCAAGCAGCGAUGACGACAAUGACAACAACCCCAAGGACAGGGUCAUCCCGUCUGGACAGAAGAUACAGCCCAAAACACAGUCCAGCCCCAAACGGGUGAAGAAGGAGGUCGCUAGGCCUCCCAGCCCCCACGGUCGUACGUACUACAUCGACGAGCCUGCGGACUACUUCGAGACCAGCAUCAAUGAGGAGGCGGAGACGUACCGCUUCUAUCUGAACAAAGUGGUGGGGCUGGACAAGAAGUACAACACUGGAGCCAUCCACAUCAGAGAAAUUCUCUCCCCCAUGUUUGGAACUCUUAAAGAAUCUGUGCAGUUCAACUACUGCUUUGAUAUCCCCUGGAUGGUGGAACAGUACCCUCCGGAAUUCAGGGAUAAGCCCGUCUUGAUUGUUCAUGGCGAGAAGCGCGAGUCCAAAGCCCGUUUAAUCCAGCAGGCACAGCCGUAUGCCCACGUCCGCUUCUGCCAGGUUGGUACUAUUAACCAAUCACAGCCGUAUGCCCACGUCCGCUUCUGCCAGGCUAAACUGGAUAUUGCCUUUGGCACACACCACACGAAGAUGAUGCUGCUCUGGUAUGUGGAAGGCUUCCGGGUAGUCAUCCUGACCUCUAACAUGAUCCGAGCCGACUGGUACCAGAAGACUCAGGGGAUGUGGAUAAGCCCUCUGUACCCCGUCUUGCCCGAGGGAAGGCCCGAGACUGCAGGGGAGUCCCCGACGUUCUUCAAGAGGGACUUGAUUGAGUAUCUGCAGGCCUACAGGGCCCCGGAGCUGAGCGAGUGGAUCCAACGCAUCAGAGAACAUGACCUCUCAGACACCAGUGUAUACCUGAUUGGCUCAACCCCUGGGCGUUAUGUGGGAGCUGAUAUGGAGAAGUGGGGCCACCUCCGCCUUAGGAAGCUGUUGCGUGAGCACACAAAGCCAGUGCCUAACGAGGAGGCCUGGCCCGUGAUUGGCCAGUUCUCCAGCAUCGGCUCCAUGGGAUUGGACAAGACCAAGUGGCUAGCCGCAGAGUUCCAGCGCACGUUAACUACACUCGGCAAAGGAGGGAAAUCAGUCGGUCCAGAACCACAAAUGCUACUGGUGUACCCCUCAGUGGACAACGUGAGGACAAGUCUAGAGGGAUACCCAGCUGGAGGCUCCCUGCCCUACAGCAUCCAAACAGCCCAACGGCAGCUUUGGCUUCACUCCUACUUCCAGUUAAGUGUGUGUGUGUGUGUGUGUGUGUGUGUGUGUGUCAGUCGCUGGGGGGCAGAGACAACAGGGCGAAGUCAUGCGAUGCCCCACAUCAAGACCUACAUGAGGGUAUCCCCAGACUUCACACAGCUCGCCUGGUUCCUCGUCACAAGUUCCAACCUGUCCAAAGCAGCCUGGGGCGGCCUGGAGAAGAACAACACGCAGGUGAUGGUGCGCUCCUAUGAGCUAGGAGUGCUCUUCCUGCCCUCCGCCUUCAACUUGAGCACGUUCCGCGUGCAGAAGAACGUGUUCCCAGCUGAUGAAGGUUCCUCGGGGUUCCCAGUGCCUUUUGACCUGCCACCCCAACGUUACUCCAGCAAAGAUCAGCCUUGGAUCUGGAACAUUCCGUACACCCAAUCUCCAGACACCCACGGCAACGUAUGGGUUCCGUCCUGAAGUAGCCCUGCCAUGGUAGUGCCCCCUGUGGCUGGAGGACGACACUGCAGCGUCCAGAGACACAGAGGGACGUCUGUCAGACUCUGCUGUCAGUCAGCUGAUCCUGUCUAUCUGUGCAACAGGCGUUAAAUCCUCACUGGUGACUCUCUAUGAAAGUACAAGAAUCUGUCGGACAAAUAAAGUGAAGAGUUGGUGAUUAAUGUAGUUAUGCAAUUAAUAGAAGAAUCGUUAGGAAGUAUCACAUGUCUGUCUCAAAAGUUUGUUAUCCUUUUUCCAUGUUGCCACUAAUAAACCUUGUUUGUAACA
Messenger RNA from Alosa sapidissima (American shad), 2565 nucleotides. RefSeq names its product tyrosyl-DNA phosphodiesterase 1 (gene tdp1). The record is from RefSeq and is a predicted model, not a curated record. Bases 181 to 2259 code for a protein of 692 amino acids. NCBI's taxonomy places the organism in Eukaryota, Metazoa, Chordata, Actinopteri, Clupeiformes, Clupeidae. Gene Ontology annotation, molecular function: single-stranded DNA binding; 3'-tyrosyl-DNA phosphodiesterase activity; double-stranded DNA binding. Gene Ontology annotation, cellular component: nucleus. Gene Ontology annotation, biological process: single strand break repair; double-strand break repair. The transcript has 16 exons.